CCUUGGUAGGCCGCUCACGAGGUUCUUCCUUUCUCAGACACCACCUUUUCCGUGCGCGGAUCUGUGGCCUGGAUGGACUGGUGAAUUGCACCAAAAUUCACAUAAGUUCGGCUGUUUGAGUUGUACAAGAGAACUGCCAAAAUGCCGGCGUAUUUUCAGCGCCCAGAGAAUGCUCUCAAACGAGCGAAUGAAUUUCUGGAGGUUGGCAAGAAACAGCCAGCCCUGGACGUUCUGUACGAUGUCAUCAAGAGCAAGAAACAUCGAACAUGGCAGAAGAUCCACGAGCCCAUCAUGCUCAAAUACCUGGAGCUCUGUGUGGAUCUUCGCAAGAGCCACCUGGCCAAGGAGGGCCUCUACCAAUACAAAAACAUCUGCCAGCAGGUGAACAUCAAAUCUCUGGAGGAUGUGGUUAGGGCUUACUUGAAGCUGGCGGAGGACAAGACCGAAACGGCCAAAGAGGAGUCACAGCAGAUGGUCCUGGAUAUCGAGGAUCUGGACAACAUCCAGACUCCAGAGAGCGUACUCCUGAGCGCUGUGAGUGGAGAGGACACUCAGGAUCGUACUGAUCGGCUGCUCCUCACUCCCUGGGUGAAAUUUUUGUGGGAGUCCUACCGUCAGUGCCUGGACCUGCUCCGAAACAACUCCAAGGUGGAGCGCCUAUAUCAUGACAUCGCCCAGCAAGCAUUUAAAUUCUGCCUUCAGUACACCCGAAAAGCGGAGUUUCGUAAGUUGUGUGACAACCUGCGAAUGCAUCUGGGUCAGAUCCAGCGACACCACAACCAGAGCACUGCCAUCAACUUGAACAACCCUGAGAGCCAGUCCAUGCACCUGGAGACGCGUCUGGUGCAGCUUGACAGUGCCAUAAGCAUGGAGCUCUGGCAGGAAGCAUUCAAGGCUGUUGAGGACAUCCAUGGUUUGUUUGCUCUUUCCAAGAAGCCACCAAAACCUCAGCUUAUGGCCAACUACUACAACAAGGUCUCUACUGUGUUUUGGAAAUCUGGAAAUGCUCUUUUCCACGCUGGCACCCUCCAUCGCCUUUAUCAUCUUUCCAGAGAGAUGCGCAAGAAUCUCACCCAAGAGGAAAUGCAACGGAUGUCCACUAGAGUACUUCUGGCUACUCUCUCCAUUCCCAUUACGCCUGAGCGCACAGAUAUUGCUCGGCUUUUGGAUAUGGAUGGCAUCAUUGUGGAAAAACACCGCCGGCUGGCAACCCUACUGGGCCUACAGGCACCACCAACCCGCCAAAGUCUAAUCAAUGACAUGGUAAGAUUCAACUUGUUGCAGUAUGUGGUGCCCGAGGUCAAAGAACUUCACAGCUGGCUUGAAGUUGACUUCAAUCCCUUGAAGCUCAGUGGUAGAGUAACUAAGGUGCUGAAUUGGGUGAGAGACCAGGGUGAUGAGUUGUCUGACCUCCAACAAUAUGUCCCUCACUUGCAGAAUAACACCAUAUUGCGUCUUCUGCAACAAGUUGCACAGAUCUAUCAAAGCAUCGAGUUCAGUCGUCUGGCGUCUCUUGUCCCAUUUGUGGAUGCUUUCCAGCUCGAACGCUCCAUUGUGGAUGCUGCCAGGCACUGUGAUCUACAGGUCCGAAUCGACCACACCUCUCGGACAUUGAGUUUUGGCUCUGACCUGAAUUAUUCGACUAAGGAGGAUGCUCCACUUGGUCCCUUCCUGCAAAACAUGCCCUCUGAGCAAAUAAGAAACCAGCUGACUGCAAUGUCUUCCUCUUUGGCUAAGGCCCUGCAGAUCAUCAAACCUCCCUCCACGCUGCAAGAGCGUGAGGAGCAGAGUCAGCGGGCCAUAGCAGCUUAUUUGAAAAAUGGCCGCAAGGAUCAUCAGCGCAUCCUGGCCCGCAGACAGACUAUUGAAGAGCGUAAGGAGCGGCUCGAGAACCUGAACAUACAGCGUGAGAAGGAGGAACUAGAGCAGCGGGAGGCAGAGUUGCAGAAGGUCCGCAAGGCGGAGGAGGAGCGCCUGCUCCAGGAGGCUAAAGAGAGGGAGAAGGAGCGCAUUAUGCAAGAGCAUGAGCAAAUCAAGAAAAAGACAGUGCGUGAACGGCUGGAGCAAAUUAAAAAGACAGAGUUGGGAGCCAAGGCCUUCAAAGAUAUUGACAUUGAGGACUUGGAGGAACUGGAUCCUGACUACAUCAUGGCAAAGCAGGUAGAGCAGCUUGAGAAGGAGAAGAAAGAACUUCAAGAGCGUCUGAAGAACCAGGAAAAGAAGAUUGACCACUUUGAGAGGGCAAAACGAAUAGAGGAAAUUCCUCUUAUCAUAAAGGCCUACGAGGAGCAGCGUGUCAAGGACAUGGAACUGUGGGAAAUCCAGGAGGAGGAGAGGAUCAGUAACAUGAAAGUGGAACGAGAAAAGGCUCUGGAGCACAAGAAGCGCAUGUCCCGCAUGAUGGAGGACAAGGAAAAGUUUUUGUCUGAAAUAACUGCUGCUCGUAGCUUCAUUUAUGAGGAGAAACUGGAAACAUUCCAGAAGCGGUUGGUGGAAGAAAGGCGCGAUCGUCUGGAGGAAAGGAAGAGGCAACGUAAAGAGGACAGACGUAAGGCUUACUACCUCCAGAAAGAGGAAGAGGCACAGCGUAUCCAUGAGGAAAGUCUCAAAAAAGAGCGUGAGGACCGUGAACGCCUUGAACAGGAGCAGCGAGAGGAGGAGGAGAGGGAAUAUCAAGAGCGCCUUCGCAAGCUCGAAGAGCAGGAACGAAAGCAACGUGCUCGUCAGCAGGAGAUCGAAGAGCGUGAACGCCGUCGUGAAGAAGAGAGACGCACUGUCCCAGAGGAGAAACCAAAGGAAUGGAGUAGUGAAAAAGAGGAGGGAGGAUGGCGGAAGCGCACUGAACCAGAAUCAGAACGGCAACGUCCUGUACCUGACAGGGAAUGGAGACAAGAAGGUCAAGAGAAUGACAAGGAAGAGAAAGAGACACCCUUUCGGCAAGGAGAAGGUUUGCGCCGAGGUGGAGAUGACAGAGGACCUCGUAGAGGUUUUGAUGACGAUCGAGGUCCCAGGCGUGGAUUUGAUGAAGACAGAGGUUCAUCCCGGGGCAUGGAUGAUGACCGGCCUCCUCGUCGUGGCAUGGAUGACGACCGGCCUCCACGCCGGGGCAUGGAUGACGAUUGGCCUCCACGCCGGGGUAUGGAUGACUCCAGGGGUCCCAGGCGUGAUGAUGACUGGGGACCUAGAAGAGGAGACGACGAUAGAAGUGGAAGAAGAGAUGAUGGUCCUCGCCGGGGUGUUGAUGAAGCCAAACCCUGGAAACCACUCAGUAGGCCAGGUGGUUGGCGUGAGCGAGAGAAGGCUAGAGAGGAGAGCUGGGGGCCUCCUCAAGGUGGUGCCCGUGAUGACCAAGAUGAUAGAGCGGAACGACCCAGCGACCGCUUCAGAGAUCGUCCCAGAGAGGAGAAUCCAUGGAGGAGAUCAGAAGAAGGAGGCAGUUGGAGAGAUUCUCGCAAAGAAGACGCUGAUCGUGAUGACCGUCGUGGUGACCGAGACGACCGUCGCGGAGAACGUGAUGACCGCCGACGUGAUCGAGACCGCCGUGAUGAUCUUCCACAGAGAGCCCCACUAAGAGAUCAAAACGAUGGAGGCACCUGGCGACGCGGAGGUGAAGACAAGCGUGAGGAACAAGACAAGCAUGAGGAGCGAGACAAGCCCAAGGAGAAAGAGAGUGAGCACGACGGAGAGCCUGUGGAAGACAAGAACUGGCGUUCAGACAAAGAUAACAUUCGUCGCAUUAAGAAUGAGACCGACGAUGAUGGUUGGACCACUGUACGUCGCUAAGGUCCAUCCAUUUGCUCCCGGAAUAGUUAAUUGAUCAUGUCGGAAUAAUCUUCAAUAUCUCAUAUCCCUAAUUUCAAUAUACAAGCUUCCUGUGCAUUACUGUCUGAAUUAAAUGUCUUGAGUUUCCCUGGAGAUGGCUUUUCUUUUUAAUACUUACAGACUUUCAGCAGUUCUGAAAAAUGUAUUAUUGUAAACCCUUGUUGACAAUGCUGCCCCCUAGUAGACAGGAGUGUUGUUCUCCUAAAUAAUAGACAAAAGGACUCUAUAUAGCAAACUCGGUGAACCACCAACUGCCUCUUUUAAACUUGUAACUGCCAUGUUGUCACAUGAUGGCACUACACACAGGCUACUUGCUUCAGUGUCAUGCUUCUUCAUAUGUUAAAUGAGUGAAAUACCAAUUUUGAAGUGCAUGCUUAUGAUUACUACAUAUGUUUCAUCUGAUAGUUUGCUUCUGACUCACUGCAUUCAAUUUGCUUCUGACUCACUGCAUUCAAUAGUGUCACACUAUUUUGCAUGUGAAUUGAUACAAUCCUUUAUUAAAAUGUGUGUGCUCCAA
Molecule: messenger RNA, 4339 nt
Organism: Entelurus aequoreus (snake pipefish)
Lineage: Eukaryota; Metazoa; Chordata; Actinopteri; Syngnathiformes; Syngnathidae
Gene: eif3s10
Product: eukaryotic translation initiation factor 3, subunit 10 (theta)
Exons: 22
Coding region: 142-3783 (1213 amino acids)
Biological process (GO): translation reinitiation; formation of cytoplasmic translation initiation complex
Cellular component (GO): multi-eIF complex; eukaryotic translation initiation factor 3 complex, eIF3e; eukaryotic translation initiation factor 3 complex, eIF3m
Molecular function (GO): translation initiation factor activity; mRNA binding
Source: RefSeq, a predicted model, not a curated record